Camelina sativa (false flax) is the source of this 897-nucleotide messenger RNA. The record is from RefSeq and is a predicted model, not a curated record. Lineage: Eukaryota; Viridiplantae; Streptophyta; Magnoliopsida; Brassicales; Brassicaceae.
AUGAAUGGACGCGACAGUAUCGCUCUUUCCGAACCACAGUCGAGAACUCAGCAGUCGGCUGUCGACUCCUCCUUGCCUCCUUUGAGCCCUUCUCCGUCGUCAUUACAUCAUCAGCCACUUAGAUCGAUGAACCUUUCUCCACCGUUGUUACGUGGUUCUUCGUCAUCGGCUCAUGUGGAGGAUAACAAAAAACCUUCAUCGCCUCCUUCGGGUGUGAAGAGAAGAGCAGGCAAAAACAUUGAACCUUUAAGCAGACACCACAGGAGUGUUUCAGUGGAUAGUUGUUUCAGUAACUUCUUGGAGCUACCUCUCUCUCCGGGUGUUGUUUCCUCUACUAGUUCGGCUGAUGGAGACUACCAUAAUACUUUGGACCUCAAGUUUGGGAAAGACGAGUAUACUGCUGAUGAAUUGGAAAAGAUUUCGAAAUCUGAUCCUAAGAAAGUCAGACGAAUCUUGGCAAACAGAGAAUCAGCUGCACGUUCAAAGAAGAGGAAGUCACAGUACCUUCUUGACUUGGAACACCAAGUAAAUUUUCUUGAGAAGGAUAUCACUUUGAUGCAAGAAAAAGAGAUGCUUUUGGAGAAUGCUAAAAACAUGCUGAUUAAUGAGAAGAAGGAGUUCAUGAUUCGACUUGAAUCGUUGGAGCAACAAGCAAAACUUCAUGACGAAAUCAAAAGUCCAAAGGCGACGACAACGUUGAACGAACAAUUGAGUGUGGAAGCACAACAGCUGACGGAAGUAUUAGCAUCGAACGAACAACUGAGUGUAGAAGUCCAGCGGCUAAAGAUGGCAAUAGGUGAUGUGAUGCAUAACGAUGGCUAUCAAAUUGACCUAAACAUGUUGCAGCAACUCACCAUCAAUGAGUCCGAUCAGCCACAGACAAGCAAGCAGCCCUGA